AUGCUGAAGCGUGUGUCCGAAGCGGCUUCGCGUAUCGAGGCGGCGGCUGCGGAUAGCGUUAGCCAUCCCGCGGAGGUGGUGGAAGCUGCCCAGGAUUCUAACAGCCUUCCAACUCACCGAGGCUCAGAUUCCGAACCAAUGCAGUUAUUGCUACACAAACAUGGGCAGAUUGGGAUGAGUGACAAUCUUAAAGUAAAGUCCAAUCUCGUUGCAUGCGUCGACGCCAGUUCUCCUGAGAUGUGUUUGGAACACUUUUCAGGUACCUGCGAGAGAGCCGUCCCUGCUCUUAUAUCCUAUCAUCCGUCACUCAAUGGAGCUUUAUCACCCUUUGUUGGCGUUUACGAUGAUGUGGCGUUUCCUGUGAAAACUCUUUUUUUUCCGCCAACCCCACCAAACGAGUUUCCGCAGCGCGUGACUCCGCCCAAAGCAAUUUCCACACCCGUCUGGAAAAACGAUCUGCGGAAGGCGGGUCCUCGUGAACACCAGGCCCAGGUAAUGAUCAGCAAGAUUUGGCGUGGCAUUUCGUGUAGACGCCAACAACGCGUGAUUCGUGUUUACCAAUCUGUAUUAAACCAUCGCGCGCGCGUGAUUCAAUGUUGGUGGCGUACCGUUCUUGCCCGCAAGCGCUAUGAUCAGCUUUUAAAACUUAAAAAUAUGUGGACAGAAAAGCGCUCUAAGGAUUACAUUGCAGAGCGUUUGGCCACUAUGCAAAAUAUGAUGACUUGGCAGCGCAGUCGGUACGAUGGAGCAGCUAUCUUACUCCAGCGGGUUGUGCGAUGGUACCUACGCAAGCGUGAGCGGGACCAGUGCUUGCAUGUGUACAACAUGCCGGAGGAGAAGUGGCCCCCAGAGCUGAAUUUCCCUAUAGCGACCAAGCGGAUCGUUUACUUCCCGUGGCGCCCCCGUCACAACCGUAUGGAUGCAGAUUCGAAUGACGAUUCUACGUCCGAGGACAGGGGAUUGGCCAACGUUAAUAUUCCCUUUGGGUCGAUGCAGGGUGAGAACGAGAGUCAGCAGCCCGUGUCCGCGGGGGCCCUCAAGACCUUAAUUACCGGGAAGCGCACGCUGCUGCAAUUCAGGAAGACUCGCGACCUCAUCAUACCUGUCACCUGGGACGGGGUCAAGGCAGCCAACCAGGCAUCGCAGCGGAAGGAUGAAGAGCGGGCGCUAUGCCUGGCCCACCCUGUGGUGCAGUCCCGCCUGGAGUGGAAGCAGGAGCACCUGGAUGGGUACGACCUCGACUUCAGUGCCGGUGUUAUUCAGCGUCGGUACCGUUCUCAACGUUCCACCGUGAAGUUGCAUACCGCACAGCUGAGGCACGAGUACAUGGAUCGUGUGGUGCGUAUGAUUUCUCGCACGUUCCGCAUGUACAUUCUCAUCAAGCGCAUGAAGGAGAGUCGUGAGAGGAACAAGAGGAGACUGAAGGCUAAGAUUGAUGCAUACACGCGCGAGCGUAUUGCUGAUAUCGACCGCGAGAUGGUGUGGGGGAAGGAGUUGCUGAACAUGAGCGCCGCAACCAUACAGAAUUAUUGGCAUUGGUAUCUAUACCGUACUCGUGGACAAAUGCCAAAGCGUCGACGUACCCCCCCUACGCUUGGUGACGACGCUGAUCCCGAAUCUGUUGCGUUCCUGAAGAAAUUACAGGAGGUAACGACACCCCCACCCCCACCAUUUCAUUUAAUUGAUUCUUUUAUCGCGAAACAAAACCUCCUGCGCCUCGAGUCGAUGAAUCUGAUUGAAAGAAACCGUCUAAGAAGGGAGAAGAACCAUCGAUACACACCAUAUACACCGCCAAAAGUGAAUCGUCAUGAGGUCAAAGUCCACCUUAUGUAA
Phytomonas sp. EM1 is the source of this 1833-nucleotide messenger RNA. Lineage: Eukaryota; Euglenozoa; Kinetoplastea; Trypanosomatida; Trypanosomatidae. The record is from the annotation of a GenBank genome assembly.